GACAGCAUCAGGGUUUUGACUGGUUUCCUGUAACCCUGAUGGUGUUUCACAAUGCAGUUCUGUCUGCCACCAGGCACCAAAUCUCCCGGGACUAUGAAGGCCAACUGGCGAGCCGACAUUUGUUUAAAUCUAUUUAAAAACUUUCUGAUCAGCUGGGAAAUGAAUCAUCAUGGUUGUUCUGAGCUCAUGUGAGGUUGACUUUGUAGAUGUAGCAGUAUGAAGGAGUGUUUGAUGGGUUUCAGCUGUGUGGCUCUUUCCAGCCAAUCACUGUGGGGGAGCACCUUAUAAAUGCAGGCAUAGGGCACCUGGUUGUCCUCUUGCCUGACGGAUCCUGGGUCACGUCACUUUUCCUGGCGCCCUUCACUUCCGCCUUCGCUUGGUUGCAGGUAGGCUGCCGGCGGCAACUAUAGUCUGGUCUCGCGCUGUCCCUCCAGUUGUUUUCAUGGUGGUUAUUUUAUUUCAGCGGCUCGCUUCGAUGUUGCAGCUGGUUGUGUGCUGCUUACUGUCCGCUGCUGGUUGCCGUGUAGCUGAUCGUGUUGCUCCACACCGUGCUGAACGUGAUUGCCUGACCGGGCCCUCAGCAGCAUAGCCGAAUAGCUUCUUGUGGUCCCAUAAUGUCGGCAACGCCAGCAACCAGGUCACAUCGCUAGGGAGUGUGAUGGGGUCCGUUUCCGUGUUCAGCAUCCUUUGCCAGCCUCCCAGUCAAACAAGCCAUUCCACCCUGCUCAGGUGCCGGAAAACUAGCGCCCGCCGAGCUGCAGAGCCACAGCUCGGGCAGGGCAGUUACAGGCUCCGGGUGUGUAGGUGACAUGGAAGUGUCCAAGCUCAUGUCGUCUUGUCCCCAUUUAGGUAAGAGCAUGGGGGGGAUUGCUGUUUCUUGUCUGGUAGAUACAGGGUCUAUGGUGUCAACCAUUACUGAGUCUCUUUUUCAACAGCACUUCGAGCCAUGGGGCCAAGAACACCUCAAAUCUUUUCACUGGCUGCAGCUCAGAGCAGCCAAUGGCCUGGCUAUCCCCUACAUUGGUUACCUUGAGCUAGACGUGGAGCUUUGUGGUAAGAGGUUGCCAGGCUGUGGGAUUUUGGUGGUCAAGGAUCCUCCUGGCUGUGUGUCUUCACAGGUUCCAGGCGUUUUAGGGAUGAAUGUUAUCCGCAAGUGCUACAGGGAGUUAUUUGGACAUCAUGGCCUGGCUUUGUUCGACCUGCCGGUGGUGUCUGGGGCCCUUAAGUGUGUCGUGCAGGCUCUGCAAAAGUGUCAUCAAGCCAAUGUUGAGAUUGAUCAGAGUGCAGGGAAGGUAAAGGUUUGUGGCAAAAGGGCUUGUCGUAUUCCAGAUGGGGUGCUGAAGAUCAUUGCGGCCACCUGCUCAGAGCAGUACUCUGGUAGCACUGUAUUGUUUGAGCCAUUAGACUAUGGCCUGCCAGCUGGACUGCUGGCUUCUCCUGCCCUAGUGCCGGCGGUACGGUGCAUGGCCUACAUUCCCAUUGUGAAUGUCGGCACUUCGAAUGUGUUGCUCUAUCCUCAUGCAGUUGUUGGCACCUUAGAUGAGGUGUGUGUUGUCAGCUUACCUGCUGGUGUUACUGAGGUGCCACCUCUGGUGGCUGCAGUGACUGCCCAGUCAGUCUCCCCACCAGUGCAGGAUCCAAUAUCAGCCAUUGAUUUGGGUCAUUUGCCUGCUGAAGUACAGGAUAAGGUUAGGGCGAGAAGCUGGAGAAGUUUAUGA
Molecule: messenger RNA, 1718 nt
Organism: Acanthopagrus latus (yellowfin seabream)
Lineage: Eukaryota; Metazoa; Chordata; Actinopteri; Spariformes; Sparidae
Exons: 2
Coding region: 810-1718 (302 amino acids)
Source: RefSeq, a predicted model, not a curated record